AUGCCAAGCAACGCCACCGUAAGCCCUGAAGGUCCAGGAGAAAAUCCGCAGGGGACAAGCAACAAUGCGAGAGCCGCCAAUGCGACCUCAGACCCUACCCCACCAACUGACAGCCAGGGAACCGGCGGCAAGGUGAACUCGAAGCCGCCAACCAAAACAGACGACCCAGCCAGCAGUAACCUUACAUCUGGAGUCGACAUACCACCCGGCCGCGAUGACAGAGACAACAAGGGGAACCUGGCCGCCGAGAAGGUGCUGUCGGUGUCGGCGAACCUGGCGAAGCUGCUGCCGUCGGGCGCCGUGCUGGUGUUCCAGACGCUGUCGGCGAACUUCACCAACCAGGGCUCCUGCACCACCGCCAACAAGUGGCUCAGCGCGCUGCUCGUCGGCUUCCUCACCGCCGCCUGCAUCUUCCUCACCUUCACCGACAGCAUCGUCCACGCCAACAAGAUCUACUACGGCGUAGCCCUCCCGAGGCGGCUCAAGAUCUUCGCCCUGUCCCGGGAGGAGGAGCGGCGGCUGCUCAAGGACCUCAAGAAGGACCUCGUGGAGCGCCGCCUCAAGACGCUGGACUGGGUCCACGCCUUCUUCACGGCCAUCGUGUUCCUCUCCAUCGCCAUGGGCGAUGUCGGGCUCCAGAAGUGCUUCUUCCCCGACCUGAACAGCGACGAGAACAAGAACCUCAAGGAGCUGCUGAGGAACGCGCCGCUGGGGCUGGCCCUACUGUCCAGCUUCGUGUUCAUGAUCUUCCCCACCACAAGGCACGGCGUCGGCUUCGACAACGGUAGCCGCCAACCUGCAGACGACAAGCAACAGAGAAAGGAUGAUGAUCGGAAGGCCGCUGAUAAGUCGUCUCAACCCGUCGACAUAGAGAAAGGACAAGCACCUGAUUCCAGCACCAAGGCUUGA
Panicum virgatum (switchgrass) is the source of this 909-nucleotide messenger RNA. RefSeq names its product protein DMP10-like. NCBI's taxonomy places the organism in Eukaryota, Viridiplantae, Streptophyta, Magnoliopsida, Poales, Poaceae. Gene Ontology annotation, biological process: endomembrane system organization. Bases 1 to 909 code for a protein of 302 amino acids. The record is from RefSeq and is a predicted model, not a curated record. The transcript has a single exon.